This is a messenger RNA of Stereum hirsutum FP-91666 SS1, 812 nucleotides long. RefSeq lists its product as uncharacterized. The coding region runs from base 1 to 696 and encodes 231 amino acids. Lineage: Eukaryota; Fungi; Basidiomycota; Agaricomycetes; Russulales; Stereaceae. The transcript has 4 exons. Gene Ontology annotation, molecular function: metal ion binding. The record is from RefSeq and is a predicted model, not a curated record.
AUGUCAGAAUAUCCAGAGAUCACCCUCGCCAUCGAGGAGUUACCGCUUCUCACCCCGGAAGACGUGCCAAGCCUAGACGACCAUUGCGCGAUAUGUCUCAUCUCGUUCAGGAGUAUUUUUGAGAAAGAGGCUGCAGGAGAAGAGGGCGCUGGUGACGAGGGAGAAGAAGAUGGAAGGAGAGGGGUGACGAAGGUGGAUGGGUGUGGGCAUCUAUUCUGUUUGGAAGAUCUGGCGCAAUGGAUCCAAGGCCGCCACGGCACCUGUCCGACAUGCAGACACCCUUUUCUUCCCCACCUACAACCUCUCGACUCAGACGACGAAGAAGAAUCAGACGGAGGAGAAUACGUCCCUCCCGAUUACGAUGCCGAGACGGACUUCGAGACGGAUCUCGACGACUUUUUGGACUCGGACUCGGAUGGUGCAGAUAGCGAGAUUAUGGGAGUCCAUCCCAGUGAGGACGGUGAAGUUCCGAGGAGGGAACGGGUAGAGGAAGAGGGACAGGGCGUGCUCUCGAGUGAUUUAGGAUGGGAGGAGCAAGGGAGUCCGGAGUGGGGGCUGACGGACGAGGAUAGUAUGAGUGCGAGUGAGGGUGAGGCUGCAUUGGGUGACAGGCCUUCAGACACAGACGUGCAAGUGUGGUUGACACAGGACGGAAACUACACUAUCGACGACGGGGCCGGUGUGCCGAAGACUUAAAGUGGUAGUUGCCCGGUUUACGCUAACUUAUAUCCCCUCGCGAAAACACCGUUCGUCAUGUACACCUAUUCUCCAUUGUUUUAUUCGGUGCUUUAAACAGCCAGUAAUAGUAUUGG